AUGGGGAAUUUAUAUAGCGGGUACCAGGGCUCCAAGGAGUGCAGUACCAUGUAGCGAGAAAUAUGGCGAAAACUUACGAUUUCCUCUUCAAGUUACUUUUAAUUGGUGAUUCUGGAGUCGGAAAAACUUGUGUACUUUUCAGAUUUUCGGAAGAUGCCUUUAAUUCAACGUUCAUUUCAACGAUAGGUAUAGAUUUCAAAAUCAGAACAAUAGAAUUAGAUGGCAAGAAGAUCAAGCUGCAAAUAUGGGACACAGCAGGACAAGACAGGUUCCGAACCAUCACAACUGCCUACUACAGGGGAGCAAUGGGGAUCAUGUUGGUGUACGACAUCACAAACCACAAGUCUUUUGAGAACAUCAGUAAUUGGAUAAGGAAUAUUGAGGAGCAUGCCUCGUCAGAUGUGGAAAAGAUGAUUCUCGGCAACAAAUGUGACAUGGAAGACAGGAGGGUCGUCACAAAGGACAAAGGCGAGCAGCUGGCGAUAGAGUACGGAAUCAAGUUCAUGGAAACUAGUGCCAAAGCAAGCAUCAAUGUUGAAGAGGCUUUUGUAACUCUAGCACGAGACAUCAAGGCAAAGAUGGACAGAAAGCUGGAUGCAGGAGGAGGCCCGACUAAAAGCCCUGGAACAGUUCAACUCACGGGAACAACGACACAGAAGAAACGGGAAUGGAAGUUCUGCUCCCUUCUGUAAAUAUAUGUAAUGUAUUAUCGUCCGUUUUACCGAUCACCACGACCAUUCACCUGAUGACACAUGAUCAGCUUCUGGUAAAGGCCAGUGAACACUUCAGUUCAGUGAGUUUGGGAUCGUGGAGGUGGUGUCUUUUUUUUCCCCUAUCCCCAAAGUUGCAACAGAGCGCGCUCAACAGAGCUGAUCAGAGCGUGCAAAGAUCUUUUGAUGGAGUGGCACAGGAUGUCUUUCUCAGAGACAAAGGGCUUGUUGGCUCCGGCAUACUUUGCAGCACCAGAUAUGGGCUGGUAUUCAGAACCCUGAGGGAAUUGACUCUGGAGCCAGUGAACUACGGAAAGAGAUGCCACCACACACACGUGAUUUUUCCAUGUACAUCCUUUUAUACAUACUAGUUCAUUUAAUAGAAACUUUGUCUGCCCAUAUCUGUCAAAACCCAACACCCGAUAUGACACCUUUUUAAUAACUUCGUCAAUGCACACACAGUCUGGCCACUGUCACCGGUACUUGGCAUGGGCCACAUGUCCCUGCCUGGUUUUUGGUCUUCAUUUUUUGUUUUUGGUUUUUUUGGCCGUAAAAUGUUGGGUUUUGGAAGAUUUGGCAAGUUUUCUAGCACAAAUUUCUAAAGGAGUAUUUCUGAUAGACGGGCAUCCUCUUGACAUACAUUUCAGUCGUGGAUCUAAGGAGAUGUGACCCUCUUGCCCUUUUCAAGCCCUCUUCCAUUGAGCAUUGAAAACAAAAUAUCGUCAGUGGAGGCUGACAUUUUUAACUGCAGCAGAAUUGGAACAAAGGCUUUAAAAAGUAUUACCUCAAACUUUCACCCCGCCCUUGCCAUGCAAUGGUCACCAUUGUGUUUAAACCUUGCAUCAGAUGGCUCCCCUACCACUUGCCACUCUGACUACUAUUGGAUAAAUAUUCAAAUCUUGCGAAGAAGAUCACUUCUACAUAACCAAAUCUCAUCAGGUUUGGAUUUGUCCGAUAAAAGACGUUAUGAUUCACUGUCUGCCACCCUCCCUGUUUACAAGAUACAGGAUGUUUUGUUAUUAUAUGAAAAAAAGGAAGAUUUUCUUGCUGUUAAUUAAACGAACUACCUUUCAAAUUUCAAAUGCCAGUGACACGGAGAACAAGAAAAUUAGUUUCUUGUAGAAAGUUACCAAUCGGAUUGCCUGUAUUAAGCAUUGAAAGCUUGGACAGAGUGGUUGCCAUUGGUUUUUUUCUCUUCAUUGAGAGAAAGUGUAUUUUUCCAUCGUCACAAAUUAUUGGCGAGAUGCAUGUAUCCUGUACAUACGAGAAGCUUGUGCUAUCCAGUUUAUCUAACCAAACAUGACCUUUGACCCAAAACUGGGAGGGGCUUUUGUAAUGCCUCCAAAAUCCCUUUUCGAUUUUUGCUCAGCUCAAUCAAGACCCCACCUAGGGAAGAUAAGAUGUCUUGCCAUUUCAUUGGCGCAAGUUUGAAUCUACUUGUCGGGCCACUGAAGUGUAACUUUUACCAAAGUGACAAAGUUAAUCAGCAGACUAGUACCAAAUUUCUGCACCUUUACAGAAGCAAGGGCAGAGUAAUGCAUCACAGAUCACUUGUUUGUAAGUGCAAAAUGAACCGUUUGCAUCCUUCAUCUGACUCCAAACCAUGUAUGCAGAACUGACUCCAAACCAUGUGUCGAGAUGUAUCCUCUGCAGUAAGAGGAUUCCUGUAUUGUUUAAUGUCAGAGCCUUCUGACAUCCUCGAUCAAAAUGGGAUCCAAAAUACAUUGCCAUUUCAUCAGCUAUGUCCUAUCCAGUGCAGAUGAGCCGUAAAAUAAAGUCUGCUUGGUUGGAUGAUUGUCCUUGUGAGUAUGCUAAUAGUUUUUGAAAAAGGACUAACAAAGUAGCCAUUUGGAGGGGGCGAUUUGGGGUCAAAGGUCAGACAUUAAUGUAAAAAGGUGAUAAUUGCCAUGCCCUCUUAGUUUUUUUCAGUAACUUUUUAUAAUUGUUUAAGGGCACUUCAAGAGUAAUUUUCUGUGAUAUUUACAGGUAGAUAAGCAAGUGGGAACAAUUUCAGCAAAACGUGGAUUUCAAACUGACAAGAUAAGGGCUGAGCGCUCUCUGGGGCAAUCAAGGCUCAGUAGACAUUUAUUGUGAUGCUGCCAUGUUUGUCUCGUUCCCUGUGGACCCAUUUGCAACUUCACCUAUUGAUACAAGGGAACAGACUCUUAUUCCCUCCAGACUCGGUUUGAUUACAUUGCCUUUGAAUGGUAGAAAAGCAAGAUGGCUGCCCCAUGAUAGAGGUCUAUACACAAGUCUCAUAACGUUGUGAAGACCCCAUUUGCAGUCCCAGCAGAACCUCAAAGAAGGAAGGAAACAUCUAUUAAAAUUUUUUUUUUCUUUUCUUGUUUCCCCCAUGUUUACUAUUUGUAUAAUGUUGGCUGGCAUGCAUGAAAUCGAGUGGCUGCCUCUUCCUCCAAGCUGCACAAUACGUCCAGCUUGGUGGGAAGGACAAGGCGCGAGAAGUCAGAUUGAGUUGACAUUCUGUUUUACUGAAAAGGACGUUGGUAAUCAACACCAGCAGGUCUGUGGGAAGUUUCCUUGUCAGCCUGGGAUACCGGUGAAACGACAUGAUAAAAUGAAUGUGAAACUGUCAUUUGGGCCUUUCUUGUUGGAUUGGUGGACCGUUUGGGCCCACAAUCACAGUUACUGUCUUCCUUUUGUAUAUUGGUUAAUGCACAUACAUUUACCUAUGCUUGAUGUACUUACAGAUAGCUCUGCUUAUAAAAGAAAGUGAAUGAUUCUGUGGUGAUGACUGUGUACUACGUAAGAAGGUGAUUCAUAAAGAAAAAUGGUGCAUUCCCAGAACAUAAUGAGCAUACAGAUUGUAUAUUGACAUUUAAAAAGAAAAAUAAGUAAAUUAAAAAUUUUAAACAGCAUAUUCAAGAACUUGUAACAACUUGCCUGCCGUAAUAAGAAGCAUCCGUAAGUAUCUGGGAAAAAAUUUAUUUAUGUCGCAAAUUGAAUUGGGCAAAAGUCCAUAUCUCAUUCAAUAAAUACUUGAUUUUGGUUUGCUAAAAACAGUGGUUUCUUGGCGUCUUUAUGUCAGAACUGACGGUAGCAGGAUUUUUUUUCUAGGAAAGUUUGUGUCAGGACAAGCUACAUUGAGAUGAUGAAACAUAAACUAAGCACGGAAAAAUUGGUCUCUCAGAAAGGGUUACAAAUCAAAAAUAUGUGUAACUUUUGAAGCAUUUAUCUGGGUUCAUGGCUGAAAUUUGCCGGGCAGUUGCAUUUGCCAAGUAAUUUUUAUCAAGUUGUGAACAUUUCGCACAAGCCUAGAAUGAAUACAUUUUUACAUCCACACAAAAGAAAAAAAAUAUUUGUCACAAGUUUUUCAACUCUCUAUGAGCAUUGCCCAUGUAAAUAUUUAAUUUGUUAAUGUACAUUGUAUGCAUUUGUCUUAAUUUGUUGCUAUAGAAAUUUCUAUUGGAUCUGAAUAUAUCUUAUGCAAACCAGGAGUUUACACUUAAUGUUUCGAGUUGAUACUGCAGAAAAAGUAAAUUUCAUGUUAAUCUAUAAUAAGCUACAAAUCUGGCUCUUUUUCAGUUGAUUUGGUCCUUAAAGGCAAUACCUUCUGUAGAAAAUGUCAAUCCGAUCGCAGAGUGGCCAGCUGUAGCCAUGGGCGUCGGUUACAAGUGGUACAAUUUGCAAAAAUAAGAAAAUGAUUUCCUUUAUUUCAUCAUGUAAAUAGUCGAUAGUUAAUCUUUAAAUCUACACAAAUGCUAAACAGGACCUUAAUUCAGACUAAAGAUAUGACUUUUUAGCUGGCCUCCAUUCAAAGUUGUGUAAUCUUAGAGUCAUAGCCAUUUCUUGUAUUUAUUGAGGGGGUGGUCAAACAUUUCCGAACUAUUUUGGGUGAGGCUCGAAAAACUCUUAUGUCAGUUGAUAUGCUCUGCCAAUACGAGGACGAUCAUGAGCUCCAAAUUUGGAACAUUGGUGGAUCUUGUAUGUGCAUGCACCUUAAUCCAGACAUGUUGACAAAUGCAUGCUGUUUAUUGAUAAUCAAGUUUGUGUGAAAUUGAGCUUUACAAAAAAGUAAUACCACUGUUGUAUAAUUCCAUACCGAGAGGUACAGGGAUUCAUUGAAUUUUUGUCGCUGAUUUACUCUUGUCAAGAAGCCCUCUGUAUUGAGGGGUUUUUGUUUUCAAUGUUUUAGGAAUUGGGAGGCAUUUUUUUUUAAGUAUUGAGACUUUCGUCCUUCACUGACUUAUAUUGUGAAAAAAAGGCUUACUUUGGUGAGACUUGAACACCAAAGGAAGACUUUACUGCCAGAGCAGUGGCAAAUUAUAAAAAGUGGAUCUGUCCAAACUUACAUUUGCAGCUGCAUAUAACAGGGUGCCUAUUGAAUCCACUGGCUAGCCACUGUGGCCACUUCCAAUAGACCCUUGUGCUACCAAGCCAACCAAGGCAAAAUUGGUGCUGCUGGUCCAUGCUAUGACACUCCUGUGUGGGAUAUCACAGUAUGCCUUGUUCGCAUUGUUACAAAUCAAAAGCAAUAUGGCCUUGUGUUAAAUUGGCGAAGGGAAAAUGUCACUUGCCCAAUGUCAAAUAUUAUUUAAUGCAAAUGUGCAGAUUGUAGUUUGUGGGUAUUUUUUUACAUAAUACGGCUUGUUUUGUUGUUUGUUUGGGAUUUUUGUUUCCAUUUUUUUCCUGCGACAUCAGAACUAAGGCCUAAUUAUACAACGCUGCUUAAUGAAGGUAAAGAAAUCCUGUUUACUAUAGCAAAAUUUUCUGUGUUGACAGUUUCAGUUUUUUGUUCGUUAGCGUAUUUUUUGUAAUUUUAACAAUGAAGCAUUGUUCACAACCUCAUGUAAACCUUGUAAGAUGUAUACAUAUUCUUUUCUAUACUUUCUAAUAUUACAUUUUGCUACAUAGAUGUAUACCAUUCUUCAUAACAUGUGCUAUUUCUAUUUAGUUUACUAUGCAGCAAAAUUAGUUGAAAUUUCAUUUGGCUGUCCCAGCAAUGACUGGAUCUUCAACAAAACAGGUGUCUCUGGAGUAAUGGCUGACUAGGAAUUCAAAUGAAAUCGGCCAUCUUGAAUAGCAGAUGUUGUUUCCAAGUUGAAACAGGAACGCUGCAGGUUCUUGCUUCAUCUGUAGUAUAGGCAUGUUUGAUGAAAGACAAUCCAUUUAAAGCACAAGAUCAACCCCCUCCAGGGGGAUGUGAUCUCUCUUCUGAAGGUUAGUAGUGGCACUUCAGAGCUCUGUGAGGGGGUUUAUGAUGACCUUAGUUUCCUUUCCAUUUUCAGCUUCAUCUCUGGACCUCAAAGCUAGUUGUGGGCCCUUACUAUUCAGACCAAAGGAAAACUAAUACCAUCUGCAGCUACAAUUUGAUACUAAUUUGCUUGAGUCAAAAACUACAAAGUCGCCUACCCAAAACAUCGCAGCCCAAGCUGGAGAGUAGCCUGUGAUUUUAGAAACCCUGUUGGUGGAAUCCGAGGAUUCAUGAGUGCUUAGGGUUAGAUUUGAACUAAAAACAAUCUGAUGCAAACACAUGAAAAAAAAAAUCCAAAAUUGUCAACAUUGCCUUGUGAUACUUGGGCUGAAGGUGAUUCCAAGCUCCAGUUCCACUGAACCAAGCUUAUCGAUGCUCCCCUAAUCUCUUUACCUCUUCUUCAGUUAACCAGGAUUGGAAGUCCUAGCAUUCUCUUUGGAUUACAUUUCGAAGAUUCAGUUAAGUUUACAUCUGUACUGUCUUAGUAUCUCGAUGCACUGGGACUUGACUUUGUCGCUGAUUCACAGCAGAACAUGGUGUUACAAUACAUGUAGUCCUUUUAACACGAAUUUACAAUGUGCCUGGCAGAUUUUUAUAGUAAAUUUUUAUUUAACAUUUUAUGGCCUGAAUGUUAAUUUUUGCCGCUUAAAAACUGAAUGUCAUUAUUUGGGGGUUUUGUGUCAGAGAAGGGAAUGUGAGUUGUAGUGAACUGCCAUAUCUGUGUAUGUGUCUUGGUCUCUGAACAGGUCUCUGCCAAUGUAAACUGCCUUCCACACCAUUCUGCCUGAAUCAAGUCUUUUUUUUUUAGUUUGCACAGGCAUGAGAGCUUGACUUGGAGCCUAGUUGACCUGAGGCAAAGUGUACAGUUUUGUCUCCAUGGUAUUAACAAACAGGCUUGGGAUGAAAGCAUUUGGCGCCGUAUACACUGGCCAUUUUUCCUUAUUUAAAAGUGAUAUUUUUUGUUUUAAAUCGGUGGAUGUUGUUUCUAGGUUGGAAUCUGUAUGUAGUAGUUGGUCAGAUGUUAUUGAAUGACAGUGGAUGUCCUCAACAUGAGAACAUGCUUUUGUGUCAUGACCUGUAACUGCUUCAGUGCUUGUCACCAGUUCCUUGCUGUUGUUCUGAAUUUUCUAGCUGUGUAAGUUAAACCCCCCCCCUUUCAUCUUAAUGAUAUUUGCAGUUUAUCUUAUUCUGCAUCACCGUCAUUCUGAUUGAGGUACAUGAUGUGUCCUUCAGGAAAGGUACUAGUAAUAGACGCUUUGCGUGGUAGCCAUCUUGCGGGGCGAUUGUUUGCCACUGCUGGGGAAACCUUUGCGAAGACCCUGUGGAACAAAAUCACUGUCUUUUAAGAUGGCGGCCAUGCAAACCCUCUGUACCACAAGAUUAGUGUGCUAGCCAAUGUUCACAAAACACUGUCAAGGACCAACGGUUCUUGGCCACUACUGUGGACGUGCCCAGUUGACAAAGGUCAUACAUCUGGAUUUGUCUGGACUUUGGACUGGUAUCCCAACAGCUUGCAGAAAGAGAGAGAAAUGUUUAAUGGGCCUCUGUUCUGAUGAUGCCACACUUUGGUUUACAUGUGUGUGUUUCUGUGGAGUCAAUGGUACCCAAGGUCUUUUGAGUUACAUUGGAAAACACACAUGGAUUACAGUGGCAUCAGUACAGGGGCUUACAGUAGAUUUGAUACAAGGAGCCAAGCGUGUCUUUCUUCCUGUGAAAACCUUUAUAUCCCUCUUAUCAAUUUCCUGUCUGUAACAUUUAGCCUGGGUUUUAGCUUUGUAUUUAAUAUAGUAUUCCAUUUCAAUUGCUUACUAAAUUGUAGAACAGGUUGCAAAUUAUGUAAAUUGUCUGGGAAGGGUUAAAAAAAGAACAAGGCUUAUAUGUAUGCAUUGAAGCUUCCAACUGUCAAACAAAACAUGUAUUGUUUGGAAUAAUUGACUCAACUGAAAAAUAAAUCAAAAUUAAAGGGAACUUGA
Acanthaster planci (crown-of-thorns starfish) is the source of this 7895-nucleotide messenger RNA. Its product is annotated as ras-related protein Rab-8A-like. NCBI's taxonomy places the organism in Eukaryota, Metazoa, Echinodermata, Asteroidea, Valvatida, Acanthasteridae. The record is from RefSeq and is a predicted model, not a curated record. Gene Ontology annotation, molecular function: GTPase activity; GTP binding.